UGCCGUUGCAGUUUCACUUGCAACACCGGAACUCCAAUAACUUUCAACAAAACACACACAAAUGUUCUGGUAGGAUUCAGCAAUAAAUUUGUUUAAAAAGUGUUAUUUUCAAGUGAAGUGCCAAGAAAGAAUAGAAAAAAGAUGCAGUGCCUCUGGUCGACACUGCUGGGCCUUGUGGCUGUGCUCGUCCAGGUCACAGGUCGUUCGGUGCGUCAGGUAUCCGGCGGCUACCAUCCCGGAUAUUACGGACAACCGGCUCCCUAUCCGGCCUAUCAUCAUGCCCCUCUGCCCUACGGCUACCACGGAUACCAGCCAGCACCUCCCGUCUAUAGUCCAGCACCUGCUGCUUAUUACGGCAAUGUCUAUGGAGUCUUCAAGGACUUCCCGGGCGGCGGAAGUCCAGUUAGAUACGAUUAUAACAAUCGCUGCUCCCGGAACUAUGUGGGAAUCAAGCCACAUCCCGACCAGCAGCAGUACUACUACAUCUGUCAGCCAAACUGUGUGAUUUUCAGCAAGUGCCCCAACCAAGAGAAAUUCAAUCCCAGCAGUGGAAGAUGUGUCCAGCAACAGAUACAGCCUCUCAACCUGCCAGCGAACCGCCCUCAGUGCCAGAAGGAGGGACGCUUCCCGCAUCCACAUGAUUGCAAGGUCUACUACCGGUGUCACAAGAAUCAAACAGAGCCCUGGCUCUUUGCCUGCCCCGAGGGCACUGUGUUCUCGUCGCUGGAGAGGAAGUGCCUGCCCGGCGACCAGUGCCCCUCCACGGAGAUCUCCGACAGCGGCAGCUAUAUUCCACAGAACUGUGAACUCAAGUUUCCCGAGUGCGCCGAGGAGGGCACCUUCCGUUCGCCGACGGACUGCGCUUUGUACUACACCUGCCGAUUGCAAAAGGAAACCGGUAACUUCCUGCAGACGAGGUUCAAGUGUCCGGGCAGCAACAGCUUCGACCUGGACAAGAAGCUCUGCCGGCCGCGUAAUGAGGUGGAGUGCUAUGAUUAUGUCCCGGGUCCGGUGCCGGGUCCUUUCGCGCCGCUACCCUAUUAUCCGCCCUAUCCGGCUGCCCUGCCCCUCUACGAGGAGGAUGACUAUGACACGGGUGCCGGCAAGGAGCAGGAGACUCCUGCCCUCAAAUCGGAUCGUGCUAAGAGCUUUGAGAAGCCCUCCGUCAACAUAGUUAUCGUGCCCACCACCACUACCACGACGACAGUGAAGCCCAACACUCCCACAUACUCGUAUCCUUACUACUAUCCUUCCUACGAUAAGUCGCACCACCACAACAGCAAGGAGGAGGAGCCCGCUCUGAGGAGUCUGAAGCUGGAGGAGGACAUUGUGAUUCUUCCCACGGCGACAACUAAGAAGUACGAGUAUGUGAGGUACACGAAGACCAGGACCGAGGAAGAGGAGGCCACUGAGGCUCCAAGAGAUGGUGGAAGGAAGUCGCUGAAGGGCUUGAGCUUGUCCGAGAAUAUUGUGAUUAUUCCGACCACAGAGAAGCCCACAGUGCCAACUUGUCCCACGCAUCCUAUAACCAAGAAGCCAGAAACCACUUCUACAACCACCAAGAAGCCAACGACAACCACAACUACUACGAAAAAGACAACGACAACGACGACUCCAAAGCCUACAACCACCACUCCAAAGCCUACAACUUCGACCCCAAAACCUACAACUACUACGACCAAGAAGACGACAACCACUACGACUGAAAAACCCACGACAACCACUACUACAACUAAGAAACCAACAACAACUACUGAGAAGCCCACAACAACCACUCAGAAACCCACAACGACGACUGUGAAACCCACAACAACCACAGAGAAACCCACAACAACUGUGAAGACAACCACGACUACGAAAGCGACAACCACACAGAAGCCAACACCAACAAAGAGGGAAACCACUACAGUGACAACUACCACCGAAAAGCCAAAAACUACAACGCCAAAACCAACAACUACAACUGAAAAACCAACAACUACGACACUGAAAACGACAAAAACUCCCAAGCCAACAACGACAACGACUACGACUCCUAAACCAACCACUACGACCCCAAAACCUACAACAACUACUGAGAAAACGACGACAACUACUCAGAUACCAACCACUACGACUCGAAAGCCAACAACGACGACUCCUAAACCGACAACAACUACUCAGAAACCAACUACUACGACUCCAAAGCCAACAACUACAACUCAGAAACCAACAACGACAGCUCCUAAGACAACAACAACCACUGAGAAGUCAACAACCACAGAGAAGUCGACUCCCACAAAGCGGGAAACGACAACUAUUAGUACAACAGAGAGGCCAAAGACUACUCUCAAUCCCACAACCACAACCACCAAGAAGACAACCACAAUUGAACCUAAAACAACGACCAAGACAAGCACCACAGUGACGACAACAACAGAGAAACCAACAACGACAACAAUUAAGCCGACAACCACACAGAAACCAACAACUACAACGCCAGAGACAACGACAACCACUCUGAAGACAACAACUCCUAAGCCUACAACCACAGAGAAGACGACGACUCCUAAGUCUACAACAGUGACUUCUACGACCCAGAAGACAACAACUAUAACCACUACAACCACUCCAAAGCCAACCACUACGACGAAGAAACCAACAACGGUGACAAGUACUACCCAGAAGUCAACGACAACUACUGAGAAACCGACAACUUCGACACCAAAGCCUACAACUUCGACUUCAACACUAAGGCCUACCACUUCUACUCCGAAGCCUACGACUUCCACGCAGAAACCAACAACAGUGGAGACAACAACGACUACCAAACUGACAACCAUUCCUUCUACAACUUCCAAGAAGACAACAGAAACUACUCCCAAGACAACAACUGUGACGAUAACCACACAGAGACCCACCACAACCACUCUCAAACCAACAACAGUGACAAUAACGACACCAAAGCCAACAACCACCACUCGACAGACCUCGACAGUGACAACAACGACCCAGAAACCGACAACAACCACUGCCAGGAUGACAACAACGAAGAAAACAACUACUCUUCCAAGUUCCAGCAGCUCCACCACCACCACAGAGCUGACCACCGAAACUAAGCCACACUGCCCCGAUUCGGACGACACCUCAGUUGCCACACCAGACGAUGAACUCUCCACCGAGAAGGUGCCCCAACUGAUCGUGAAGGUGUACGAGCCCAUCGACCUCAAGAUUGUGUUUUGCCCCAAGUCCUGUGACGAGGAUCAUGACCACAAAUAUGACCCAGCUGAUAGUCAUAAGAAGCCCAGCUGUUUUGGAAGCGGAUGCGACGACGAGGAGGAGCAGGUCCACAAGCAUGUCGCCAUCCAGUGGAAGCCACUGGAGCUGAGCGACGUGGCCAGUUUCCAGAAUGCAGGCUAACCUCCUCCAUACCCUUGUACAGGACUCUUAAACUCUUAACUCUUAAACAAUACGAUUAACCCUUAACUAUAAAGACAAUAGACAUAAAAAAUAAAUAGAUAUUUUUAAAA
Molecule: messenger RNA, 3509 nt
Organism: Drosophila ananassae
Lineage: Eukaryota; Metazoa; Arthropoda; Insecta; Diptera; Drosophilidae
Gene: Mur2B
Product: mucin-2
Exons: 5
Coding region: 142-3399 (1085 amino acids)
Cellular component (GO): extracellular region
Molecular function (GO): chitin binding
Source: RefSeq, a predicted model, not a curated record